Molecule: messenger RNA, 2637 nt
Organism: Closterium sp. Naga37s-1
Lineage: Eukaryota; Viridiplantae; Streptophyta; Zygnematophyceae; Desmidiales; Closteriaceae
Source: the annotation of a GenBank genome assembly
AUGGCGGAUCCGAGAAUUCGUAGGCAAACCUACACAGCCGCAUCCCAGCCUUCCCGCGGUGCGUAUCCGCGCGGAUCUGUUCCCCCGCAGGCGCAACGCGGGGUUGGAUCCAGGGGGAGCGGAUCCGGUCGCGCAACUGCUGGCGGAGAUGCAGGAUCGGGGGAACGGCAACCCGCGGAGACCGCGGAGCAGGCGGCGGAGCGGGAACUGCGCGAGCGGCGAGAGCAGGAGCGGGCGCAGGAGGAGCGGGAGAGUGAUGCGCGCGAGCGGAAGGCGCAGGCGGCGGAGCGGCUGCAGCGAGAGCAGCAGGCGGUGGUGUCGCUGGAGCGAUCGGUGCGUGCUAAAGCGCGCGAUGUGGAGUCCCUAUCCGCGCAGAGCACGCAGAUGGACGAGCAGGCCUCAGCGAUAAGGGCGAGAGUGGCGGUGCUUUGCGCGCAUUCCCUGCAAGUCAACGGCUUCCGAGCGUACCUGGGGGCUGGAAACCGUGGCCUGCGUGACUGCAAGGCUCGCAUCUAUUCUCUAAUUUUGUUGGUGGUGCUGCAGGGUGCUGUGAAGGCGGAGGAGAUAAGAAGGGAGUGGGUGGGAAAUGAUGUGGAGGAGGAAGGAACGAGACUGGGGAAUGGGGUGCUGCUGGGUGCUGCGGAGAGGAAGGCGGAGGAGAUAAGGCGGGAGUGUGUGACAACUGAUGUGGAGGAGGAAGGAAAGAGACUAGGGAAUGGGGUGCUGCUGGGUGCUGCGGAGAGGAAGGCGGAGGAGAUAAGGCGGGAGUGUGUGGGAAAUGAUGUGGAGGAGGAAGGAACGAGACUGGGGUUGCAGGGUGCUGUGGGGAGGGAGGCGGAGGAGAUUCGGAGAGAGGAAGCGAGGACUGAUUCGGAGGAGGAAGGCACAAAACGUUGUGGUGCAGAGCGGUGUGGUGCAGAGCAGUGUGGUGCAGAGCGGUGUGGUGCAGAGCAGUGUGGUGCAGAGCGGUGUGGUGCAGAGCAGUGUGGUGCAGAGCGGUGUGCUGUAGAGCAGUGUGGUGCAGAUUGUUGUGAGGAGAAUGGAGGGGAGGGGGAACGGGCGAGGAGUAAGGGGUGGGACGAAUCAGCAGCGCCGGCCGCCACAGUCAACGCAGGAGCUGGUGCUGGCGAGGCAGGUGAGAGUGAGAAAGAACUGAACCUCCCUCCCGACAUAUACACAGGGAGAGGAGCAAGAGCUGUGGUGAAUCAGCAGCGCCAGGCGCCACAGUCAACACAGGAGCUGGUGCUGGCAAGACAGACACAAGUGCUGAGGAGGAGAGCCAAUUCAGUGAGGCUGGAGGUGGAAAGGAGGACCGCUGAUCAAGCAAGCAGGCCCACUCCCUCCGCUUCCCCCCCCCCUCUCUCCAUGUCCCUCUGCCAGAAGGAGUAUUGCGACCUAUGCCUGCAGUCGCAGGUGCUCCAAACGAGAGCCAAGGCAGUGAGGCUGGGGGUGGGAAGGAGGAUCACUGAUAAAGCAAGGAGGCCCACUCUCUCCCUCUCUCACUCCCCCCGAUUCCCUCUGCCAGAAGGAGUACCGCGACCUGUGCCUGCAGACGCAAGUGCUGAGAAGGAGAGCCGAGGCUACAAGGGUAAAAGAAAAAGGCAAGCAGAAGGCUCUCUCAUUCCCUCUUCCUCUCACCCACUCUCUCAUUCCCACCCCACUUCCUCCUUUCUCACUCCUUCCGUCUCCCUCUGCCAGAAGGAGUACCGCGACCUGUGCCUGCAGACGCAGGUGCUGAGUAAGAGAGCCGAGGCAGUGAGGCUGGCGGUGGAACGGAAGUCCGCUGGUGGAGCAAGCCAGCUUGGGGAUGGAAAAGGACGAAGAGAGGGGGCAGGGGAGAGGGGGGAGGAGGGAGGGGAGGAGGGAGAAGAGAAGGGAGAGGAGGGGGGAGGGGAGGAGGGAGAGGGUGAUGAGGAGGAUGUGGAGUUGGGGAUAGCUAUGGCGGAGGCAGAGUUGAGAGUGCUUCAGGCAGCAGAGAAACGACUAUCGAGUGAGGUGGCAGCAGCAGGCGCCACGAAUCGCAGAGUGCUGCAGCAGUGGGAGCGAAUUAAAGGGUUCAACGAUGAACGCAGCAAUAAGUGGGCGGAGUACGAGCUUAUAAGGAGGAUAAACCAGGCCUAUGCCCAUAUGUGGUGGAACCUCACCAAUGGGGCGACUCAGAAGGCCCUGGCAGGACACGUGGCAAAGGCUGGAAGCGCUCUGAUCGGCUCAGUGCGGGCGGCACGAAAUCUGGCUAUUCACGAGGCGACAGCUGGCGUGGCCCUGCCGCCCUCCUGGCUGUGCCACCCAGCAGUGGCUCAGUUUGUGGAUGCCAUGUCAUCAGCUGCUGACGUGGCGGCUGGCAGUGCUGCUGAGCUGGAGCCAGCUGUCGCCAGCAUGGCACGGCAACUCUCUGGAUUGCAGCAGCAGGCGGAGCAGCAGCACAUGGAGGUGCUAUCGGAGUGGCUGCCACAGCUGGCACAGCUGCAAGGGCAGUCAAGGCAGCUCGUGGCACGCACUCAGAACGCCUCUGACCUGGUCUCCCAUUGGUGGAAGCAGCCGGCCCUUGGGAUCAUCCCAUGGUUGACAGUGGAAGGGAGGAGCAUGGAGGAGUGGGCAGUGGCACUAGAGGCCGCUCAGAUGCAGAGGGAAAUGUAG